UAAAUAACUCACACUUUCCACUUUCAACAACAUAACUAACAAAACCGCUUUUCAAUUCUCGUUUCGUUCUCGUCAUGGAUUCCGCUGAAUCCAAACACAGCAACCGUCAACAAAACGCCACCGAGAAUGACGACGUUGCUUCCAUCGCCGGCGAGUCCUCACGAAGAAAAGACGCUGUGUCAAAACAAGGUGGUGGUUCUGGUAGCGAGGAUUCUGUAGGGUGUGGAAUGAGAAUCAGUGGUAGUUGUAAUCCAAAUGCUAGGGUUUUGAAUAAAGAUGAUUGUCAGAAAAACGAUCAAGAUAGUGAUCAAGAUUUACUUAGUGAUGCACGUGACUCAGAAUUGAAGCUCGAUGUUGAUGAUCCUUUAUUGAAGUCUAUUCAUAACCUUAAGCUUUCUCGGGAUGCACUUGAACAAGAAAUUGAAAAAUUCAAGGAGAUUGGGAAUGAAAGUUCCUCACAUGAUGAUAAUGGCUCAAUCAAAUGUAGAAGUGAAGCUGCUGGACCAAGUGCUGUUGAUCUAGAAUUUCAUGAUUCAUGCUCAUCCGGCCAUUCUGAUGAACAAAAUUCAUCAAGUUCCAGGGAGCUUCAAAUAGCAAGCCUGACAGAAAAAAUAGACAUUUUGGAAAAUAAGUUAUACCGAUUGAAGUGCGAUCUUGAACAAAGGGAUGGCAGGAUUCUGAUACUUGAAUCCGACCUUUAUACUAAGGAAGAAUCUACUAGCACAAUAGGUGAAAAAUGUAAAGAGCUGGAGUCUGAGCUUGAGAGCCUUUUUCUGCAAAAGGUUGAAGCCGAGGUCAAAUACCUUACCAUCAAAAAUAUGAUGAAGAGCUUGAAGGUUGCAUCAACUUUUACAGAGAAACAGGAAACAAUGUCUGGCAAUAAAGUGCAAAAUACAAAUAAGCUUGAAGUGGCAGGUAGUGAGGAUUCAAUAAUGAAGAACAGAACAGAUGAAUCAGGAAAAUACCGUGGUGAAGUUUUAGGAGCUGAGGAGACUUUUAUGAUUCAGAGGAGAUUAUGCAACCUGACAUACUGCUUUGUCUUACAGUUCAUGCUGUUAAUCUUGGUCCUUUGGCUUAUUUUGUCUAAUUUAGAGCCCAAUUCCAGGGAGUUUGUGCCCACGUAAAUCUGCAAAGUUGUGCUCCCUUUGUGCAUUCUCAGAAGUUUAUUCACUCAUGCUUGAUGUAAAGUUUCACUGUCAUCGCACAAAGACAUUUCUUUUUGUGUGCUGGGAGAGAGCGUCCAUGUGCUAUAUUGUUUCAUACCAUUUUUUGAACUGCUAUAACUCAUUCAUUGUAGUGUUGACUCAAUAAAUACAGCUAUAUAGUGAAAUUUGUAGAUGGCUUGCUUUUUGUUUUCAUAGUUACUAUUAUUAGAUGAGGUGUGGUAUUAUUUUAAAUUUGACACCCAGCAUUAAUGAAU
Molecule: messenger RNA, 1420 nt
Organism: Medicago truncatula (barrel medic)
Lineage: Eukaryota; Viridiplantae; Streptophyta; Magnoliopsida; Fabales; Fabaceae
Product: WPP domain-interacting protein 1
Exons: 2
Coding region: 75-1124 (349 amino acids)
Source: RefSeq, a predicted model, not a curated record